AUGCCGGACCAGAUAUCCGUGUCGGAAUUCGUGGCCGAGACUCAUGAGGACUACAAGGCGCCCACGGCCUCGAGCUUCACCACGCGCACGGCGCAGUGCCGGAACACCGUGGCGGCCAUCGAGGAGGCCUUGGACGUGGACCGGAUGGUUCUCUACAAAAUGAAGAAAUCCGUGAAAGCAAUAAAUAUCUCUGGGCUGGCGCACGUGGAGAACGAGGAGCAGUACACGCAGGCGCUGGAGAAGUUCGGGGGCAACUGCGUGUGCAGAGAUGACCCGGACCUGGGGAGCGCGUUCCUCAAGUUCUCAGUGUUUACCAAGGAGCUGACGGCGCUGUUCAAAAACCUGAUUCAGAACAUGAACAACAUAAUCUCCUUCCCUCUGGACAGUUUGCUGAAGGGGGACCUGAAAGGAGUGAAAGGGGAUUUGAAGAAGCCUUUUGAUAAAGCUUGGAAGGACUAUGAAACAAAAAUAACCAAGAUAGAAAAGGAGAAGAAGGAACACGCCAAGCUCCAUGGGAUGAUCCGCACGGAGAUCAGCGGGGCUGAGAUCGCCGAGGAGAUGGAGAAGGAGCGGCGCUACUUCCAGCUGCAGAUGUGCGAGUAUCUGCUGAAGGUCAAUGAAAUUAAGAUUAAAAAGGGAGUGGAUUUACUUCAGAAUCUGAUCAAGUAUUUUCACGCUCAAUGCAAUUUUUUCCAGGAUGGACUGAAAGCAGUUGAAAGCCUUAAACCUUCCAUUGAAACGCUUUCCACAGACCUUCACACAAUCAAACAGGCCCAGGACGAAGAGAGAAGGCAGUUGAUACAGCUCCGAGAUAUUCUGAAAUCGGCAUUACAGGUUGAACAGAAGGAGUCUAGGAGAGAUUUGCAAAUGCGCCAGAGCACAGCCUAUAGUUUACACCAGCCUCAGGGGAACAAGGAGCACGGCACAGAGCGCACCGGCAACCUCUAUAAGAAGAGUGACGGGAUCCGAAAAGUGUGGCAGAAAAGGAAGUGUUCGGUGAAAAACGGCUUUCUGACCAUAUCCCAUGGCACUGCUAACCGGCCUCCCGCAAAGCUUAACCUGUUAACCUGCCAAGUGAAAACCAACCCCGAGGAGAAGAAGUGUUUUGACCUAAUUUCACAUGACAGGACGUACCACUUUCAAGCCGAGGACGAACCGGAAUGUCAAAUAUGGAUGUCCGUGCUGCAAAACAGCAAAGAAGAAGCUCUAAACAACGCAUUUAAGGGAGAUGACAACACGGGGGAAAAUAACAUCGUCCAGGAGCUGACGAAGGAGAUCAUCUCGGAGGUCCAGGGCAUGACGGGCAACGACGUGUGCUGUGACUGCGGGGCGCCAGAUCCUACGUGGCUCUCCACCAACCUUGGCAUUCUGACCUGCAUCGAGUGUUCUGGGAUCCACAGAGAGCUGGGGGUCCACUACUCCAGGAUGCAAUCCCUGACGUUAGACGUGUUAGGAACGUCCGAACUGCUGCUUGCCAAGAAUAUCGGGAACGCAGGCUUCAAUGAAGUCAUGGAGUGCUGUCUCCCCGCUGAGGACUCAGUCAAACCAAACCCAGGCAGCGACAUGAACGCAAGAAAGGACUACAUCACUGCCAAGUACAUUGAGAGGAAAUACGCACGGAAAAAACACGCGGAUAAUGCGGCCAAACUUCACAGUCUUUGUGAAGCCGUGAAAUCAAGAGACAUUUUUGGAUUACUUCAAGCAUAUGCUGACGGUGUGGAUCUUACAGAAAAAAUCCCACUGGCCAAUGGACAUGAGCCGGAUGAGACUGCUCUCCAUCUUGCCGUCAGGUCUGUGGACCGGACUUCUCUCCACAUUGUAGACUUUUUAGUUCAGAACAGUGGGAACCUGGACAAACAAACGGGGAAGGGGAGCACAGCCCUGCACUACUGCUGCCUGACCGACAGUGCCGAGUGCCUGAAGCUGCUGCUGCGGGGCAAGGCCUCCAUUGGCAUUGCUAACGAGUCAGGAGAGACACCACUGGACAUCGCCAAGCGACUCAGGCACGAGCGCUGCGAGGAGCUGCUGAACCAGGCCUUGUCUGGGAGGUUUAAUUCUCACGUUCACGUGGAAUAUGAAUGGCGACUGCUCCACGAAGACCUGGAUGAAAGCGAUGAUGACAUGGACGAGAAGUUGCAGCCCAGCCCCAGUCGGCGAGAAGACCGGCCUGUCAGCUUCUACCAGCUGGGCCCCAGCCAGCUGCCGUCCAGCGCUGCAGCUCUGGCGAGAGACACCGGCAGCCUGGCCAAGGACAAGCAGAGGGGCUUCGUGCCCAGCCUCCUGCAGAACGAGACAUACGGUGCCAUCCUGAGUGGCAGCCCACCGCCCACCCAGCCUGCGGCCCCUGGCUCGGCCAGUGCCCCCCCACUCCCGCCGCGGAACGUUGCCAAAGCUCAGCCAGCCUCCUCCGCUAACGCCCCGUGGAAGACAAACUCUGUAAGCGUGGACAGUAUAAGCCGGCAGCGAUCUUCGUCAGAUCCGCCCGCUGUCCAUCCACCGCUGCCCCCUCUCCGCGUGACAUCUACCAACCCCCUGGCUCCCACGCCUCCCCCUCCGGUGGCCAAAACACCCAGUGUGAUCGAAGCCUUGAGCCAGCAGAGCAAGCCAGCCCAGCCCGGACUCCCGCCCAGCAAAGCCCCGCCACCCUUGCCGCCCCAGCCGCCUAGCCGCCUCCCCCAGAAGAAGCCUGCUACCGGGCCUGACAAGUCAAGCCCACUGAUUAACAAAGGCCAGCCGAGAGGACCUGCAGUGGACCUCUCUGGAACAGACACUCUGGGUCCUCUGUCCAAUGCCGUGGUCAUGCAGCCCCCCGCGCCUAUGCCCAGGAAGUCCCAGACGACCAAGCUGAAGCCCAAGCGGGUCAAAGCCCUGUACAACUGCGUGGCCGACAACCCCGAUGAGUUGACGUUCUCCGAGGGGGAUGUGAUCAUCGUGGAUGGCGAGGAGGACCAGGAGUGGUGGAUCGGCCACAUUGACGGAGAUCCGAGUCGCAAGGGAGCGUUUCCUGUGUCUUUUGUGCACUUUAUUGCUGACUGAAUCGCUACUGAAGAAAAACACUUUUAAAAGUCAUGUCCUGUUUCAUUUUUGGUACCAGUACUCUUGCCAGAUAACCUGUUUCAUGACUUGUAUCCACUUUCUCUGAUGCCACUGUUCUGCUUUAUAAACUCAAAAGGCAAUUUAUAUAUAUAUCAAUGAAUUGUUUUUAUAUUUUGUGUUUUUCAUGAAACAUUGCUAUACUUUUAUUAGGAAAAACUCAAUUUCCUAAGAGGUGAACUGAAAAGUGAUUUCUUUUUUUUUCUGAAAAGUGAUUUUAACUACAUAAUCAAGCCUGAAUCUACAGCAUUAGCUGAACCUCAAAAUAAGUUUUGAGUGUUGGGAAGAAAUGCGUCCUGCUUUUCUUGGCCCAUUUCUUUAGU
Molecule: messenger RNA, 3416 nt
Organism: Budorcas taxicolor (takin)
Lineage: Eukaryota; Metazoa; Chordata; Mammalia; Artiodactyla; Bovidae
Gene: ASAP2
Product: ArfGAP with SH3 domain, ankyrin repeat and PH domain 2
Exons: 29
Coding region: 1-3036 (1011 amino acids)
Biological process (GO): positive regulation of GTPase activity
Cellular component (GO): cytoplasm
Molecular function (GO): protein binding; GTPase activator activity
Source: RefSeq, a predicted model, not a curated record